AAUGUCAUUUUAGGUUAGGAUAAGCAACAUGAUUUUUUAGUUAAUGAAACAAGUGUCGUAUAUAUUAAAAUAUGCAUGAAAUGGAAUCAAUACUAAUCUUUAUAACAUCUGCUAUGUGCAUAACCUUAAUAUUUAAAUUGAUAUAUAAUUUGCGGUUGUUAUUGUCGUGGCGUGUUAAUUGCUGGUUCUGCAACUCAAAUUUCUGGGUAAAAUUUAUAGAACGCAACAGCUGGACUUGUCCAAAGUGUGAACAAUAUAACGGCUUCACUGAGGAUGGGGAUUACAAUAAGCCUAUAGUCAAUAAUGUUGAAGAAACUCCAAAAACGCCAAAGGUAUUUCAAAGGACACUACCUAACAAUGGCUUGUGCAAAAUGUGUAACAUAAACCAGCAAUUAAAGGUGACACAACUUGCCAAUUUUGUACCAAUGAAUGAGAAGAAAUAUGAUGAAGAAAUUGAGAAUUACAGGUUACAGUUAGAAAAAGCAUAUAAAUUAUGCAGUCCAUGUAAAAGAGUAGUACAAAUGAAAUUAAAUAAAGAAAAAGAGACCCUCUUAGGUUCCAAAUUAUUGGAACAGAGAACUCCCGAGAAGAAACAAAAUAAAAUUAAUGAAAAUCAACUUUUUAAAAAUUUCAUAAACAAAUCUUCGACAUUUAUUGCAACAAUACUUUUUAUAUUAGUUUGUACAGAAUUCUACAAAAUUAUUAGUGAAAUAGAUAAUUUAUCCAGUACUAUUAAAAAUAUUAGAUUGAUAAUGACUGGCCUUCUAGAAAGAUUAUUUACAAUUAUGAAAAUGAAAACAAUUCAGACAUUCCCCUUUUUAGAAAAUUAUGAAAUUACAACAUCUAUGUAUAGUUAUAUGCCGUUGCCAAAUGUAUUUAAGUACAAAGAUAUUGACUUUUGGAAUAUCACGACACAGAAGACACUGGGAGGGUUAGUAUGUUCCAUACAAAUUGUUGGAAAUAUGUGGAAUGUCAAUACUAUGAAAUAUACGAUUAUACUUGAUGGACUCUGGUUAGUUUUCGUAUUUAUGUCGACAGCAGACCAUGUACUUCUUGACCCACUGUACAUAUGUGGUGUUAAGAUGGCAAGUAUUUUGAUGAUUUUGCUAGUUUAUAAACAAAUGCAAAGUAAAAAAAUCAAUAGGAUAACCAAAGUGAACUUCUCACCAAAACAAGUGAAUAACAGAGUUACAUCAGAAAAUGCAUCCAUGGAUGAAGAAGAUUCUUUUAACUUGGACACAGAUGAUGAUGUAUCACUUAGUAAAUUUGGAAUACCACAUUUUACAGAUUCAUCAACUGAAACUGGUAGUCCUCUAAACACGUCUUUGAUUAACGGCAGGUCCUUUACACCUAGAAGUGAAAGUUUGUGGACGAAACCAAACUUAAAUUCAACUUUUUGUGUAAAUUCUGUAACAAGUAAAAGUCCAACCUCUAUUCCAGAAACUGUAUUUGCCAAACCAAUAUUUAAAAAGUAUCAAAAACUAGCAAAAGACGAUUCCGACUCGGAGUUAGAUGAAAGUAUAAGUUCCUUGUGUAUAGGUAGUCCUAGUAAAUCGAAGAAAAAGACAAACUCUAUAUUUUCUCUACGUAAAUUUGCUGCUACUCCAAGUUUUGUCGCUCCAAGGCCCGUGACAGGCGCGAGACCACUCAUAUCACCCAGCAAAUUAGGUCAUGGCACCUCUUGGGUAGCCGGUGGUUACUGGGGUGCCGAAGGUGAACGUAUUACUGACUUGAACGGCAGUCGAUCGUCGAGCCAAAGUUCUGGCUUCGAAUCUCAGACGUCUAGCAUGAAUCAACGCAACUUGUUUUCGCAGCCGCCAUCGUGCGAGGAGUCUGUCUGUAGUGAACCAAUGGAACUCGAUCGUUUCCCAAAUAUGAGUUUUUUUAGUAAGACGCAACCUCAAUUUUUUCCCAGAAUGAAUUCGCCCAUUUUUCCUCAAAUGCAGUACAAUAGUCACGUUCAAAUACCACAAACUAGAUUCGUUCCACCGACGAAUUCUCAGAAUAGUUUUAUUCAUCGGCCCCAGAGCCACGUUCAUGUCUUCAAAACCCCCGGCGGGUCUGGGCUCAUCAAGCUACCUCAAGUUGAUAAGUUCACAACUCGCUAAUCGCGGCUGUGUCUUGUUAGCCAAUUUUUUUUUGUCUUCAGUUUAUUGACUUUUCAUUUCUAUGUAUUUUUUAUUUUAACAUGUUAUUUUUAUUCUUCGAUACAUUUUGUAAAGUUUCAUAAACUGCCAUUAUGUUAAGUGAUUUUUUUGUUAUGUUGUAAGAAUCGUUAGUCGUAAGCCAUUAGUUGUAAUGUUUGAGACUAAAAUUAGUUUUAAGACUUGCUGAUCUCGUGUUGGUGCCAGAUAUUGGCUGUAUGAAAACAUUAAGAAUUAUUAUAUUGUUACAAUUUUUUUAUAUAUGGACGUCACUGUCUGCUUCUCGAACAAAAUGUGAUAUUGUAAAGACUAGUAAACACUUGCAUAAAUAUGAAAUGGUUCUUGAUGUUAUCAUGAUUUAGUUUUUGUCAUCUUAAAACGAAAACUUUUUGUGAAACUCCUGAAAUAAAAUAAUGGGAAAAUGUAA
Molecule: messenger RNA, 2571 nt
Organism: Bombyx mandarina (wild silkworm)
Lineage: Eukaryota; Metazoa; Arthropoda; Insecta; Lepidoptera; Bombycidae
Biological process (GO): nuclear migration along microtubule
Cellular component (GO): nuclear membrane
Molecular function (GO): lamin binding; actin filament binding
Source: RefSeq, a predicted model, not a curated record